This is a messenger RNA of Clarias gariepinus (North African catfish), 3841 nucleotides long. RefSeq names its product methylenetetrahydrofolate dehydrogenase (NADP+ dependent) 1b (gene mthfd1b). Gene Ontology annotation, molecular function: methylenetetrahydrofolate dehydrogenase (NADP+) activity; ATP binding; methenyltetrahydrofolate cyclohydrolase activity. Gene Ontology annotation, biological process: tetrahydrofolate interconversion. The record is from RefSeq and is a predicted model, not a curated record. The transcript has 27 exons. The coding region runs from base 135 to 2939 and encodes 934 amino acids. Gene Ontology annotation, cellular component: cytosol. NCBI's taxonomy places the organism in Eukaryota, Metazoa, Chordata, Actinopteri, Siluriformes, Clariidae.
GCAGCGGCAGGGCUUCACCGCUUUGCGGAUAUUACGUGCAGUGUUACUCAGCGUGUGGUGAAAAACUUGUGGGGGAAAAAGUUUCAGAGUAGUCGAUUUAUUUCUUUGCACAGGAGAAACCCAGAAGGCCCACCAUGUCUGCCCAAAUCAUCAGCGGAAAAGAAGUCUCAGCCCAGGUGCGAGAGAGGCUGAAGAAGGACGUGGAAGAAAUGAAGGCUCAAGACCCAAACUUCCGGCCAGGCUUGGUGGUGUUACAGGUUGGAAACAGAGAAGACUCCAACCUGUACAUCAGCAUGAAGCUGAAAGCUGCUGCUGAGAUUGGAAUCAAUGCAACGCACACAAGGCUUCCACAGACUGCUACUGAAGAAGAGGUCCUGCAGUGCAUCACAGAGGUCAAUGAAAACUCAAGUGUGCAUGGACUCAUAGUGCAGCUGCCUUUGGACUCCAUUCACCGCAUGGACACUGAGAAGGUCACCAACGCUGUGGCUCCAGAGAAGGAUGUAGAUGGUUUGACUAGCAUUAAUGCAGGGAAACUGGCCCGAGGUGACCUUGGAGACUGCUUCAUUCCCUGCACUCCCAAUGGCUGUAUGGAGCUCAUUAAACAGUCAGGUAUAUCUGUGGCAGGAAAAAGAGCCGUUGUGGUCGGCCGCAGUAAGAUUGUUGGUGCACCGAUGCAUGACCUCCUGCUCUGGAAUCAUGCCACUGUUACUACCUGUCACUCAAAAACCGCUGACCUGGCAGCUGAGAUAGGAAAGGCAGAUAUCCUGGUGACUGGGAUUGGAAAAGCAGAGAUGGUAAAGGGCGAGUGGGUGAAGAAGGGUGCUGUGGUCAUUGACUGUGGCAUCAACCAUGUUCCAGACAGCACCAAGCCAAGUGGGAAGCGGGUCGUAGGUGAUGUUCACUUUGCCACUGCCAAGGAGCAAGCAGCCUUCAUCACCCCUGUGCCGGGUGGAGUCGGCCCCAUGACCGUCGCCAUGCUCAUGCAGAAUACCGUAUUGAGCGCCAAGCGUUUCCUCCAAACACAUGAACCAGGCAAAUGGAACAUCUCUUACACCAAGCUCAACUUGCAGAGACCUGUUCCCAGUGAUAUCGUUAUUUCCCGCUCCGGUAUACCAAAGCCCAUUGAUCGUCUGGCCAGAGAGAUCGGCCUUCUCUCUGAUGAAGUUGAGCUCUAUGGCAAGACCAAAGCCAAAGUCCAGUUGCAAACUAUUGAUCGAUUAAAGUCCCAGGCUGAUGGCAAAUACGUGGUUGUUACUGGGAUCACUCCUACACCUCUGGGUGAGGGGAAAAGUACCACUACAAUAGGUUUAGUGCAGGCUCUCGGUGCUCACCUUAAUCGCAACGUAUUUGCCUGCGUGCGCCAGCCCUCUCAAGGCCCGACCUUCGGCAUCAAAGGUGGUGCAGCCGGAGGUGGCUAUUCUCAGGUUAUUCCCAUGGAAGAGUUUAAUCUUCAUCUCACUGGUGAUAUCCAUGCCAUCACUGCUGCAAAUAACCUGGUGGCUGCUGCUAUCGAUGCUCGGAUGUUUCAUGAAAACACUCAGUCUGAUAAGGCACUUUUUAACCGCCUGGUGCCAUUAAGUGGAGGCCAAAGAAAGUUUUCUCCUGUUCAGAUCAACCGACUUAAAAAACUUGGCAUUGAGAAAACUGAUCCAUCUGAACUGACUGAGGAAGAGAUCACUCGCUUUGCCAGGUUGGAUAUCGAGCCUGAAUCAAUCACCUGGCAAAGAGUGAUGGACACAAAUGACCGUUUCCUCCGGAAGAUUACCAUUGGCCAGAGUCCCACUGAGAAGGGCUAUACCAGAACAGCUCAGUUUGACAUCACUGUGGCCAGUGAGAUCAUGGCUGUGUUGGCUCUCACCAGCAGUCUGGAGGACAUGAGGCAGAGGCUGGCUAAAAUGGUGGUGGCAACCAGUCGCAGUGGCGAGCCGAUCACCACAGAAGACCUGGGUGUAUGUGGAGCAUUGACGGUGCUAAUGAAAGAUGCCAUCAAACCAAACCUCAUGCAGACGCUAGAGGGAAACCCUGUGUUUGUUCAUGCCGGCCCUUUCGCUAACAUCGCCCAUGGGAACUCCUCCAUCCUGGCUGAUAAAAUUGCUCUGAAGCUUGUAGGGCCUGAAGGAUUUGUAGUAACCGAGGCAGGCUUUGGAGCCGACAUCGGCAUGGAGAAGUUUUUCAACAUUAAGUGUCGUUACUCAGGUCUGCGGCCUCACGUGGUGGUGCUGGUGGCCACAGUGAGGGCGCUAAAGAUGCACGGAGGUGGACCAACAGUCACAGCUGGCAUGCCUCUCCCAAAGGAAUACAUAGAAGAGAACCUGGAGCUGGUGCAGAAAGGCUUCAGCAACCUGAUGAAGCAGAUUGAGAACGCCAGACACUUUGGUGUCCCAGUUGUUGUAGCGGUCAAUGCUUUCAAGACAGACACUGAUGCUGAAAUGCAGUUGAUCUGCGAGCUGGCUAAACAGGCAGGAGCCUUUGAUGCAGUUCCUUGCACUCACUGGGCAGAUGGGGGCGCUGGAGCCGUGGAGUUGGGAAAAGCUGUGCAGAAAGCUGCAGAAGAACCAAGCAACUUCAAAUUCCUCUACAACACUGAGUUGCCUGUUGUUGAUAAGAUCAGAAUAAUUGCACAGAAGAUUUAUGGAGCAGAUGAUAUCGAGCUCCUUCCAGAAGCCCAGCAUAAAGUGGAGCUAUACACCAAACAGGGUUUUGGCAAUCUGCCCAUCUGUAUGGCUAAGACUCAUCUGUCUCUUUCUCACGAUGCUGAUAAGAAGGGUGUGCCCACCGGCUUUGUCCUUCCUAUCCGUGAUAUUCGUGCAAGUGUUGGCGCUGGCUUUCUCUACCCGCUAGUUGGCACGAUGCCCACCAUACCAGGCCUCCCAACACGGCCCUGUUUCUACGACAUCGAUCUGGACCCAGUGACCGGAGAAAUUGCUGGACUUUUCUAGCGGAUGCUGAAUUCUAUCACUUUGAACCACACUUCUUAACUGGAUGCUCAUUAUGGUUUAAUUGCAGACAUGCGUCGAGCUAUAGCUAUUUUCUGAUUGUUUUACGUUUUUUAUGAAUGUUAAAUUCAUGUUAAAUGAUCUUCACUGUUGUUGCAUCUGUUCUGCUAUUGAGAGACAUUCUUAUAGCUGACCGACUCUGAGCCAACAAAAAAAAGCAUAUUUACAUUAUAAUAACUUCAGACACUGACACCUUCUAUCUAAUUGGAUUUUGUUAUUUGUAUGUGAUCUGUUAUUGCAGUGUAUAAUCACUUAAGCCCUUCUAACUGGCCCUGAUUUUUAUUUUAUGCACAAUUAUUAUUUGUAUUGUAUUAUUAGUGUUGAAAGCAUAAAAUGUACAAAUUUCACAAAAUAGCUUAAUAGCACACAUGCACCUGUUGUGCAGGACAGGAAAAUUAAUGAGCUUUCAUGACAUUUUUUUUUUUAAAUUGGUGGUCAAAUAUGGCAUUUAUCUUGCCAAUUUGGAGCGUUUUUUGUUUUAUUCAAAUCGUAAAUAAUGACCCUUAACAGUGUGUUUGAAAUAGCGUGAUGGAUUUCUUUUUUUAAGCAAAUCUGUUACAACAACACAGUUUAAUGUGAACAGGUAUUAUUACACAGCUCACACAAACAAUUUUUUAAAAGGCCUAAAGCAUUCCUUUGAUUUUGCACUACAUGAUAAAUAAUCCACUGUAUUAACUCUAUGUAACUGACAUCUUUAGAAAUGUACCUGCCCUGAAAAAUAGGACUUAAGUAGAUGCUCACACAUGAAUUAACAUACAUUAUGUAGAAAGAUUUGAAGACAAAGCUGAGGACUGUAAAACAACAACAAAAAAAGUAUAGUAUAAUUAAAAGAACUUAAAAACUGA